Messenger RNA from Camellia sinensis, 1337 nucleotides. RefSeq lists its product as uncharacterized. Lineage: Eukaryota; Viridiplantae; Streptophyta; Magnoliopsida; Ericales; Theaceae. The record is from RefSeq and is a predicted model, not a curated record.
UCAUCCCUCUAAACCACCAGAUUUAUGGGAAUGAACUACGAUUCUCAUUCUUCUCUUUCCACAAUGCCCACUUUCUCUCUCUAAUAUCUCUCUCUCUCUUUCUCUUUCUACUCUAAUGGCUCUUCCUCAACUCCUCCCUUCUCCAUCUUCUUCAUCUUUCACUCCCAAACCCUACUUAAACCCCAAUUCCUUAAACCCUACACCUAGAUCUCUCUCCUCAACACCCUCUCUGCUCCGCCACCACCGCCGCCGGAAACCUAAUUUCCUCCGCUGCUCCGCCUCCUCCUUCUCCGAGAAGCACCACACCGGCUCCCCCAAAUCCGACGACGUAAUCGAGCUCCCUCUCUUCCCUCUCCCUCUGGUGCUCUUCCCCGGCGCAAUCCUCCCCUUACAAAUCUUCGAAUUCCGGUACCGUAUGAUGAUGCACACUCUCCUCCAGACCGAUCUCCGAUUCGGCGUUAUAUACUCCGACACCGCCACCGGAACCACCGACGUAGGCUGCGUCGGCGAGGUCGUCAAGCACGAGAGGCUCGUCGACGAUCGCUUCUUUUUGAUUUGUAAAGGUCAGGAGCGGUUCCGAGUCACUAGACUGGUUCGGACUAAGCCGUAUUUGGUGGCGGAGGUGGCGUGGUUGGAGGACCGGCCCUCCGGCGACGGCGAGGAGGAUUUGGAUGCUCUGGCCAAUGAGGUGGAGACUUAUAUGAAAGAUGUGAUUCGAUUGUCCAAUCGAUUGAAUGGGAAGCCUGAGAAGGAAGUUCAGGACUUGCGCAGGAAUUUGUUUCCGACUCCAUUUUCGUUCUUCGUUGGGAGUACUUUCGAAGGCGCGCCGAGAGAGCAGCAGGCGUUGCUUGAAUUGGAGGAUACAUCGAUCAGAUUGAAGAGAGAGAAAGAGACUUUGAGGAAUACGCUUAAUUACUUGACUGCAGCGUCUGCAGUGAAAGAUGUGUUUCCGUCUUCGUGACCAAACGAGGGAUGAGAGGGGGGAAUAUGUGUGUCUCCUUGGUGAUUGAAUAGUAAAGAGAAUGAAGAGGUAGAGUAUAAUGAGAAAAUGAUAGAUUUUGUGUAGGUUCCAUCAAACAUGGCAUUGUUGGUCGGUUGAAUUGAGUUUGAGAAGUGUGGAACUAGCUUUGAAAAGGCAUGCAUUGAACAGAUUGUGAUUUCUGCAAGAUAUAUUUUCAAGUUUGUUAUUUCAGCAGUUCACUUGAGGUCCAAAUUAACGGUAGGUUGUGGUGUUAGCUCUUAAUUUUAAUUUUUUUAAAUUGUCUGAAGUGGCUUAUGCUUGGUGUUCUUACAUUUUUUAAAACUAAAAUAAAAAAAUUAAGGCAUUACUUCUUCUC